Impatiens glandulifera is the source of this 2720-nucleotide messenger RNA. RefSeq names its product endonuclease MutS2. Lineage: Eukaryota; Viridiplantae; Streptophyta; Magnoliopsida; Ericales; Balsaminaceae. The record is from RefSeq and is a predicted model, not a curated record. Bases 153 to 2681 code for a protein of 842 amino acids. Gene Ontology annotation, molecular function: ATP hydrolysis activity; ATP binding; ATP-dependent DNA damage sensor activity. Gene Ontology annotation, biological process: negative regulation of DNA recombination; mismatch repair. The transcript is spliced from 20 exons.
AUUUAAUUGGCUGAUAACCAAAAUUCAUUGGCCACAGUGCUUGGAUAACACAGACUUCGAAUUCCGGCGAGAUACGCCGUCCGUCCGUUCCAACUCCCGGCCGGAUUCACGCUUCACGGCAUAAGAAACUGAAGAACUGUUGUCUUCCGGCGAUGAUUCUUUCGACUGUAUCUGUAACAACGUAUAGUUCCUUCGGCUUAAUUACUGUCGCCUCUUCUAGCGGCUGCCGCCGUAAUCGACUGGUCCGAUUCGAGGUUCGAGCAUUUGUUGGAAAACAUCUGCCUCCGCUCCAAAAACAUGUUGAUAAAUCCUCCGUUCUCACCUCAAGUCUUAAUCUCCUCGAAUGGGAUAAGCUUUGUGAGUCCGUCUCUUCAUUUGCUGGCACUUCCUUAGGCCGAGAAGCAUCUAAGGCGCAGCUUUGGCAACUGAAUCAUACUUAUGAAGACAGUACGAGACUUCUAGGCGAGACAAAUGCGGCAGUGGAAAUGCACAAGCAUGGUGACAUUGUUUUGGACUUCAGUAGCAUUGAUAUUGCAUUGGUAAAAUCUGCAAUUCAACAUGCCCGCAGGAGCCUUCCCGUUGAGGGAAUUGAAGCCUUGUCUAUUUUGACCCUGCUACAAUUGGCUGAAACACUUCAACUCAAUCUUAAGGCUGCCAUCAAGGUAGAUCCUGAUUGGUACCAACGCUUCAUGCCUAUUGCAGACAUGAUAUCAGAUAUGGUUAUAAUCCAGUCAUUAAUGAAAUUUAUUCAACGAUUGAUAGAUGAAGAUGGUUCUGUGAAGGAUACUGCAAGUUCUGACUUGAAGAGAUCUCGUGAUAGAGUAAGGGCACUUGAAAUGAAGUUAAACCAGUUGUUGGACAGCCUAGUCAGGAACAAGAUGACAGAAGCAUAUUCUCACGAAUUGUGUAAUGUUGGCGGAAGAUGGUGCCUGAAAUUGGAGGGGGCUGAUCCACGUGCAAGUGUUCAGGGGUUAUUGUUGACCAGUGGUUCAGGUACCGGAAGUAUUGUUGAGCCACUGUCUGCUGUUCCAUUAAAUGAUGAAUUGCAGCAAGCAAAAGCAUCGGUAGCUUUGGCAGAAGAGGAGGUUCUUCUAAAGAUAACAAUGAAGAUGCAAGAGGAUCUUAUUCACAUGGAAAACUUGCUGAACAGUGUAGUUAAACUGGAUGUGAUCAAUGCCAGAGCAAAGCACAGUAUUUCAUUUGGAGGUGUAAGUCCUGAUCUUUUUCUACCAAUAGCUAAGGAUGGAGAUUUUCUUGCGCACAGCACAAAUGAAAACAAAAGUUCAGUAACAUCACAUCCUUCUGAGUGGAAAUGGAUGUUGUAUCUUCCAAAGGCUUAUCAUCCUUUGCUACUUCAAAAUCACUAUCAACAGUUAAAGAAGGCCAUGAAGGAUGUCAGUGAUGCCACUGCAGAAAAUAGGAGGAGAAAACAAGGUGGAGUUAUGACUGGAAAAAAUUUAACUGACAUAGAUUUGCCAUCCUUACAAAUAAAGGUUACCAAGUUGAAAGAAGCUCGUCCAGUUCCUGUUGAUAUUUUUGUGGAUAAGAAAACGAGGGUUCUGGUCAUGACUGGCCCUAAUACUGGAGGGAAAACCAUUUGCUUAAAAACAGUAGGGCUGGCUGCUAUGAUGGCAAAAUCCGGUCUUCAUGUGUUAUCAGCAGAACCUGUUAAAAUCCCUUGGUUUGAUUCUAUAUUUGCUGAUAUUGGUGAUGAACAAUCCUUGUCACAAUCGUUGUCUACCUUCUCUGGCCACUUGAAACAAAUUAGUAACAUUCAAAGGCAUUCGACGCGGAGAUCAUUAGUUCUAUUAGAUGAAGUUGGUUCUGGGACUAAUCCCAUUGAAGGAGCUGCAUUAGGCAUGUCGCUGUUAGAAUCAUUUGCUGAAAGUGGUGCUUUCUUGACGAUAGCUACAACACACCAUGGUGAACUCAAAACUCUAAAGUAUAGUAAUGAUGCCUUUGAGAAUGCCUGCUUGGAGUUUGAUGAAAUUAACCUGAAGCCAACUUAUAGGAUCCUUUGGGGUGUGCCAGGACGUUCAAAUGCAAUCAGCAUAUCAGAAAGAUUAGGGCUUCCACAGAUCAUCAUAGAUAAUGCCCGAGGGUUGUAUGGGGCAUCUAAUGCAGAAAUUAAUGGGGUCAUAAUGGAUAUGGAGAAACACAAGCAAAAUUUUCAUAAUCAUGUCAGUGAAGCACAACAUCAUCUUAUGCUGUCAAAAGAUCUUCAUGAAAAGCUACUAGUGACAAAAAGGAAGGUUGUGGAUCACAUCUUGGAGCUAAGAUACAAAAAGAUGCAAGAAAUAUCUCAUAUUUCAGCAAUGGCGCGUCCACUUCUUCACAAGAAAGUAAGAGAGGCUCGUGCAACAGCUAGUCAACAUCUUCAGCAUACACUAGGAACCAAAAACCAACAAACUUCCACAAGUAAAAACCAACAUAACUCUGAAGGAAACAAACAACAAACUGUGGCAAGUAACAAUGAACAACUCAUUGCAUCAAGUGAGGAUUCAAAGUUGACAUCAAAACCAGCGAAACAUGCUAAACAACUGGAGAUUGGUGAUAAAGUAGUUAUUUCUUCUUUAAGAAAGGAAGCAACGGUUAUAAAAGUGGAACUAUCGAAAGGAGAAGUAUUGGUUCAAGCUGGCAACAUGAAAUUGAAGGUGAAACUUUCUGAUUUGGAACAAUAAUGCUUCCCAAGGUAUAUAAGAAAUAUUCUUCUAGUUAAC